GUUUGGCGAAAUUGAUCAGCACCAACUCCAAAAGGUCUCAUAUCUGCCUUGGCAAAUACCCUUCAGGGACCCAGCGGGGAUGAAAUCCAGUUGAAUGGAUCCCAACCUAAAUAUCAUUAAAUUUCCUUGUCUUCACUAGACGCGUAAUGGAAUCUUGUGCCUAGAUACAGCCGCUGCGGCUUCGCAACUUCUCCGCAUUUUCUUUCGUUUUCUCUCUCUAUCCCCAGAAACCGCCCUAAAAUCUCCUUCAUGCAACUGUUGUAACUGGAUAGAUCAGAAAGCUUGCUUCUGGGUUCUUGACUUCAUUUGCUGAGUUUAGCUUGAUUUGGGCGUUUUUGGGUUCUUGUGGACGAUUGAUGUGAGAGGAUAUCAGCUUGUCUGUGCCUUUUCAGCUGAAAUUCAGCUCGGCUGCUAGGGUUUGCUUAGCAUUUGAGAGAGGGAAAGAGAGAGAAAAAGGGAAAAAAAAACCCAUCUUUUUAUUCCAACUACACAGAUUCAGGGAAAUUUGUUUGGGUUUUCAAAUUCUACUCAAUUACAUUUGAUCUGAGAUGAUGGGAGGGCAGUGUAGCAAGCCUAGUAAAACCAAAGGUGGUGAUACUUCACAAUCGAGUUCCCAAAUCAACAAGGAUGAGUACACAGUUGAUCUGAAUUCUUAUGAGGAAGCUGUUAAACAUGAUCCAAAGUUACAAUCAUUUGAUACUCGUAUCCAUGAACGAACCAAUCGGGUUAUAACCUAUCUUGCAUCUGGUGUUGAGAUGAGAUCCUUGUCAUUUGAUUCACUCAAAGAGGUCAUCAAUGCUCUUCUUGAAAUGAAUCAAGAAGUGGUCAAGAUAGCACUAGAAAACAGAACAGAUAUAUGGAAUUGUGAAGACCUAUUUGCUUUGGUGGAGGAGUACUUUGAUAACACUGGUAAGAUAUUGGACUUCUGUAACGCCCUUGAGAAUUGCCUGAAGCGUGCUCGAAACAGCCAAUUGAUCAUUCAAAUUGCUGUUAGGCUGUUUGAGGAAGAAGUGAAUAUACAAGAUGGUGUUGAGGGGAUGAGGUAUACACGGACAUUACAAGGACUGCAGAGAUUUAAGGCUGCCGAGGAUCCAUUUACAGAGGAGUUCUUUGCAUUGUUUCAAGCAGUGUAUAAGCAGCAAGUAUCUAUGUUGGAAGAAUUGCAAGUUCGGAAACGGAAGCUUGAUAAGAGAAUGCAUAAAAUUAAAGGAUGGAGGAGGUUGUCAAAUGUUUUAUUCGUUGCUGCUUUUGUCUCUGUUAUGAUUUUCUCUGUGGUGGCAGCUGCUAUUGCUGCACCUCCUGUUGUAACUGCUUUGGCAGGUGCAUUAGCAAUUCCGAUUGGCUCCGUAGGAAAAUGGUGCGACAUGCUAUGGAGGCAGUACCAGAAUACCUUGAAGGGACAGAAAGGGGUAUUAAACUCAAUGCAGGUUGGCACUCUUGUUACAAUAAAGGACAUGGAAAGUAUACGAGCACUUAUCAACAAACUGGAAAUUGAUAUUGAGUCAAUGUUGCAAAACGCGGAGUUUGCCCUUGCAGAAGAAGAUGCAGUGAAGUUUGUGAUGGAAGAGAUCAAGAAGAAACUGGAAGUGUUCAUGGAAACGAUUGAGGAUUUAGGUGCCCAUGCUGAUAAAUGUAGCCGUGAUAUCAGGCAGGCAAGGACAGUGAUUCUGCAGAGGAUAAUCAACCAAAACAACAAUUCAAGUACCCCCUCAAUAUUGUCUACACUAGAUGGAUAAUGCUGACGCUGUUGGUUGAUUGAAUCGGAUUGAGGAAAGAUAGAGAGAGAUUUAUAGGCUGGAUUUACUCCUGUUUUAUCUUGUGUGUAGUUUAUGUAUUGGUUCAUAGCAGUAUUCAACAAGCCUUGAGCAUUGUUGCUUUUAUGCAAGAAAUAGGAAGUGUAACAAUUGCAGUGCUGGUUUUUUUCCAGAAAUUAGCAAAUUGUUGGCACAUGAAGAAAAUCACAGGAUUUUCUUGUGAGAAGUAUGACUAUAUAUUGUAAUGACUAAUUCUUGACUUCUACAUAUUUCUUCUUUCUUAAAGUUAAUCCUUUCAUGUUAAA
Messenger RNA from Tripterygium wilfordii, 2059 nucleotides. Its product is annotated as UPF0496 protein At2g18630-like. The transcript is spliced from 2 exons. NCBI's taxonomy places the organism in Eukaryota, Viridiplantae, Streptophyta, Magnoliopsida, Celastrales, Celastraceae. The record is from RefSeq and is a predicted model, not a curated record. Bases 549 to 1736 code for a protein of 395 amino acids.